Messenger RNA from Octopus bimaculoides (California two-spot octopus), 1492 nucleotides. RefSeq lists its product as uncharacterized. The record is from RefSeq and is a predicted model, not a curated record. NCBI's taxonomy places the organism in Eukaryota, Metazoa, Mollusca, Cephalopoda, Octopoda, Octopodidae.
UCCCGGUUUAAUUUUUAUUUUUUUCUUUUCAUUCAAGUGUCCACGUUGUUAAGAUUUUAGCAAAAUCUCGACUAUUUGUUAUAGCUCCGACUACCAGUGCUGUGAGGAAGCACACGGGGGUAGCUCGUUACUAAACAUAGGAGAAUUUCAACUUUGGUACUUGAUAGAUUCAUAGUUUUACAUUGAAAUAUUUAUAAUUGUAUAUAUAUGUGUUAUUUAAAAAAAUAGUUUUCCAGUAGUUGAUAGUUCAUAGUCGAAAUCCAGUGGAGCCUGAUUUUUUCCCCCUCAUUUCACUGCUGAACAAUGAUAUAAAAACGAAAAGACAGUCGUUUGAUUUCAAGUAUGGCAGAGCCGUUUUGAUUUUAGUGUCUUCGCAUUAUUAAUUAAGAAAUUUACAUAGAACGAAAAGUAAAAAGAAAGAAAAAAGCCUUGACCAUAAUUAACUACCAUUUUGGAACAACCCUAUUAAAGUUACUGGCACUCAUUGAAAAUGAUCGCAGACAGUCCAGUAAUGGCGAGUGUCUGCAAUACAGUCCAGAACAUGCCAGAAUUUUAUUCUUGUCCUCAAGAUUAUUUUGAUUAUGAGGAAGACCUGAACUCUGCACUUGGUGAUGAAUCCCUGUCUUUUGUUGAGGAAAAUAACGUACGAGAAAUUGAAGGACUGGAUAGUCUAUUUAGUCUGGGUGUCUCAGAUACAGAGCGAUUGUGUGAUAAUUUACUAGAAGAUUCCGAUUUACAGUAUGUACUGACGAGCUAUCAAUACGAAAUGAAUACAGAGCCAUUAGUAAGCGUCAGCUUUGAUUGGGAUGAUGAAUCCAUAUCUUCUUCACAGACGACCUCAUUAGCAGAUUCUGCGGAGUUUGAUAUGGUAGAUGUCUGUGAUACUAACAUGCGUACCACCUCUGAACAGCUGGAAUUUAUUCAUAAAAAAUGUUUACCGAAUGGCAGAUGUCGAUGGCACCAACUGACACCGAGUGAACAAACAUCUGUGAUAAUGGUUUUGAGUAAUUUGAUUCUUGAGCUUGGACCAAGGGAACGAGUUGAAGUACUAAAAUUGCUAAACCCCAAUAGAAAACUUUCUCAUUUCAACAUGGAUUCUCUUGUAGACCCAAGCUGGGUAACCGAGAAAAACAUCAAGUUAGUUCUGGAUUAUUUGAAAAGUCCAAAAGCAAACCUGAGCUCAUUUAACGAAUACAAAGAGUCACAGAAACCUGUUCAACGGAGAAAUAGGAAGAAACCUCAGAAGAGAAAAGCCAGCAAACCUGAAGAUCAAACAGAGAAAAGGGUUGUACAGGCAGUGAAGGAGAAAAAAAGUGGAUUUUUCCAGAAAGAAAUUGUUGUGUCAUUGUCUCUGCAUGAAGCAUCGGAUGAAGAAGUGGACAUUGAUAUUAUUGGAUGACAACGGGGCAGAUAGUGACUAAUUUAUAACCACUGUCACUAAGACUAAUAGCAAAGACAUAGCCCCCACUCCCAAAAUAAAGCUCUGUAAAUA